CGCUCCUCUGUGCGUGCUCAGACGCGCUCCAUCGACGAGUAACCAGGGCAGCAAAAGAAUGCCCCGGCGGCAGCCUCGAUAGCGGACGGGCAGCCAUGGCACGCCUCGCGUACGCCCUCCUCCUCCUCCGCUUUACGGAAGCGGCGCUGCCCACGUACAUCAUGGAGGAGCUCUACGGCGACGAGUGCUGGCCGAAGAAGGCCCAGACCCGGAAGGAGAGGGAGAAUUGCUUCAAGGCGGCCCAGGCGGGCAUCCGCGAGUGCGAGACGUGCAACGAGGCCAAGGGCGGGCGCUGCACGCGCUUCGCCGAGGUCACGCCGGCGACCACGACCUUCACGCCGCGCCACGGCCACGCGUCCGUCGUCUUCCCCUACCGCGCCGACGCCGACAGCCCGGCCGAGUUGGCGAUUUACGUCGUCGGCGGGCGCACGGACCAGUACGAGAAGUGGAACUUCCAGCGGACGUCGCGCCUCGCCGACGUCUGGAUCUACACGAUCGAGAAGAACGACUGGCAGCAGCUGAGGCAGUUGCGGGGGGAUUUCGUCAGGCGCACGUCGAGCGCGUUCCUCAUGGAGGACGUCCAGCAGCCGGGCGACAUCGCGCCCUUCUGGGAGCGCUUCGGCCACUCGCUGGACGUCGUCGUGGCUACAGUUAGAUUGGACCGGGACCAAUACAAGACGCGCAAGGACAACGUGACCGUCGUCAUGGCGGACGAGGUGAGGGGAAGCGACGCGGUCGACGAGGGCAAGGACUGCCGCCAGGACGGCGGCGACCAGUGCUGUAUUUGUAGGCAGGAUUUGUUGGAGUGUGCCCAGGACCCCUCGGUGGCCAGCGACGCGUGCCGGGCGGCGCAGGCCCAGGGUCUGGGCUGGCAGGCGGUCCGGGACGCGUAUUUGGACUACCAGCUCGACGAGAAGACGGACUGCUUUCAAGUGUUCCCGUCGUGGACGGGCAACGAGCCGCGGAAGGAGGAUGUCGACUGGGCCUACGUGGACCCGGACAGCGCCGAUUCCGAGACGCGCCCCUGCGCCUACACGGAGGAGAACAAGGGCGGGUCCCUCCGCGACUGCUCGGGCGAACCGCGGGGCAUCGAGAAACAGUUUGGAGAGUUCCUGAGCGGCCCGUACCGGGGCCAGCUCUACGACGACGUCCUCGCGGCCGCCGUCACGAACGACAACGAGGGCAUCGGCGGCAACCUGAAGUGGACGCCCCAGCGCACGCACGUGCCGUGCAUCGUCGCCGAGGACCGGGCGGAGGUCGACGCCAUGAUUCUGCUCGGGGGCUUCACGCCGAAGCCGGACCGGGACGUCUGGGCGUCGCGCGACGGCGUGAGCUGGUGGUUCGUCGGCGAGGCGCCGUGGCCGGCCCGGGGCUACCACUCGUCGGCCAUGUUCCGGGGGCGCCUCUUCAUCAUGGGCGGGAGCCCCCUGACGAACGACGUCUGGGCGGGGACCUUCGAGUGGCGGGGCUACGAGAAGCUCGACGACCGGCGCGACGUCUUUUGGUUGGGGGAGCUCGACGAGUAUGUGGUCCGAGAGAAGUGGGAGAUGAGCUGGGAGCUCGUCGCGCCGGCGACGGGGCUCUUCGACUACCCCGAGAGCUGGAAUCCCGUGAGCGACGCGCGGCGCUGGGCGCCGCGCGCGGGCGCGGGCGUCACGGUCCAGUUCAGCCGCAAGAACGGCUGGGGCUACACCUUCCAGACCCAGCGCGUGCCGGAGGUGCAGUGCAAAAAAGUUCGCGUCGGGGACGUCCUCGAAGUUCCGAAGACGUGCAAGAUCAGCCAGCUCGAGCGGGGACUGACGACCGUCGUGGAAUUUGAACCCGAAAAGGGGCCCCACAAGGUCCUCAAGGGCCCGUUCAACGGGAGCCAGGAGGCGCUGUUCCUGACGGGCGGGCUCGCGGGCUGGCCCGAGCGCCACCCGCUCUUCGACGGGCAGAAGGCGCGGAACGACGUCUGGUACUCGCUCGACGGCGCGAACUGGACGUUGAAGGCGGAGUUCGCGCCGUGGCCCGCGCGCGCGUGGCACUCGCUCGUCGCGUGGUCCGAGCCGUCCGAUAUAUAUUCGGACAUCGCGUUCAACGCGCGCAUGCACGACGCCACGCCGCACGCCGAGGAGUUCGGCGACGCGCGGUACCGCCACGACGGAAGGUUGGCGCCGCGCAUGUGGCUCACGGGCGGCGGCUACGUCGGCAAGCAGGGCAUCGCGGUCACGAAGAUGGUCGACGCCUACGCGGACCUCUGGUGGUCGCGCGACGGCCUGGACUGGGCGCAGGUGGGCAUGGCCGAGGGUUCGGAACGCUACAUCUGCUCGACGCUCGAAAUUUUUAAAAUUCAGGAGGCGAACGAGGACUUCUUUUUGGGGAAGUACAGCCACACGAUGGUGCCCUUCUUCUACCGCCACGACGUCCCCGUCUGCGGGCGGCCCGAGAGGGGAACCUACGGCGCGCCGGCCGGGCUGCUGAGCCCGACCGACUGCGCCUCCCGGAACGAGGACCCCCAGACGCGGCGGCCCGCCGGGAAUAAGAUCGAGGUCGCGCGCGUGCCGACGCUCUACUUCAUCGGCGGCGACCCCGGCUACCUCGAGGGCGAGGACCUGGGGCCCCAGCUCACGAUGUUCCGCAGCGAGGCGAACAUCCUCUGCGAGCUCGACGGCAUCAUGUGCCCCACGCGCACGGGCGGCGUCGCCGCCUGUGUGGAAAUCAACCAGUGCGUCGGGUGCACCGACAAUUCUUCACUAAGUCAUUUCUCGGCGAUGACGUGGCCGUCCUGGCUCGGUCGAGCGGUGAGGAACUGGCAUCGCCACGCCAUCGAGCAGGCGUCGCGUCGAUGGCGUGGAGGACGAUGCGAUGAUUCAGCACGAACGCGCCGUAAAAUUUUGAUUUCCACACAGGUCGCCGCCUACUCGACGAUCGAAGACGGCCCCUCGGGCUGGCCCGAGAAGGACCGGGCGGGCUCGCGCUUCGGCGUGCCGUGGCGGCGGCCGACGUGCUCGGCCGAGAUGCUCCGCUCCAAACGGAUGGACGACAAGGGCUCGGCGGCGAACCCGUAUGAGUGCGACCCCGACUCCGGCGCCAACGACGCGCUCGGGGGCUUCUGCCCGUCGCCCCUCUUCGGCCGCGGCGACAAGUCCGACUCGUUCUUCGAGGCCGAGAACGGGACGGCCUUCCUCGAGGACCCCGUGGCCCUGGGCCACAGCGUGGACGACUCCUUCGCGCACCCGCUGUCGAAGCGGGCGCUCUUCGAAAAAACCGGUCGGAAGUACUUCCACAUGACGGUCUACAACGCCACGAACGUGAGCGCGACGGCGGACCCGCGGUCGCUGGUGGGCCGCUUCCGGGCCACGCGCGCCGCCGCGGUGACGUUCAAGGAGGAGCCGCUCGUGCGCGACUUCAUCGUGCGGCUCACGGGCUGCUGGUGCCACAGCGACCUGCACAUGGGCGAGUACUGCGAGUACAACACCCAGCGCGAGGGCGCGGGGCUGCUGCGGCCGUCGCUGGCCCUGGCGUGCGUCGUGGCGGCGCUCGCGCUAGGCCUCACGUAAGAGUACACA
Molecule: messenger RNA, 3551 nt
Organism: Pelagomonas calceolata
Lineage: Eukaryota; Pelagophyceae; Pelagomonadales; Pelagomonadaceae
Source: the annotation of a GenBank genome assembly